CACUCAAUACAUAAACUUUGUUGAUGUUAUUCGCCGUAAAAAGCCUCACGGUGAUGCAACACACCAACAAUCAUUUUCAAUAAACAAAGGACAACAAUCCAAUAAAAGUCACACAAAUCCUCAAUCAAUUCCUCUUCUUAAUCAACAUGAAGUUGCUGUCAAUAAAUUUUUUGAAAAUUUGGAUGAUAUAACAGCAAAAACUAAAAAAUUUGGAAAAAAACUUGUGGAUAUUAAAAAAUAUAUGGGAAAGAAUAAAUCGCUUAAAAAUGAAUUAUACCAAAAUAAUUUUGCCGACAUACUCGAGGAAAAGAUGAAAUUUCUUUUACAAAAUUGGGAGAAGAUUUUUGAGAAUAUUUUGGGAGAUAAAGAAGAUGUUAAAGAAAUUAAAAAUAUUUUUAAGAAUUCUGGACAUCAAUUUGUUGGGUAUUGUCUUUCCCAACGAUUUCUUGAGGCAUUUAAUGAAGAUGGAGGUGUUAACAUUAAAGCAUUCAUAGACAACCAAUUACUACAAAAAUAUGCUCAAAAACUUGCUAAAAUUGUUAAAAAUAAUACUUUGGAUAUAAAUUUUUAUAAAUCAACAAAAGAAGUUAUCAAGAACUAUCUUUAUGAAAAAUGCAAGAACAAUUUACCAAAUGUUUCAAAAGACUGUCACUCAUUCAUUGAAAGUAUAUUUCAAAACUGGAAAGGGUAUUGUUCGAUUGAUACUGACAAUUUGGAAUUUGAAAAUUUUGAAGAAAUUGUUUUAAAAAAUGAAAAUUAA
This is a messenger RNA of Meloidogyne enterolobii, 760 nucleotides long. The record is from the annotation of a GenBank genome assembly. NCBI's taxonomy places the organism in Eukaryota, Metazoa, Nematoda, Chromadorea, Rhabditida, Meloidogynidae.